AUGUGCCUUAAGUAUAAAACAGGAUUCGAGCAAAUGGCUGUAAACAGUAUAUUUUUAUGCCUGAGGAAAUGGAUUGAUGAUCAUAUUAAUAGCAAUGAUAAUAAGGCUGCCGGUAAAAGAAAAUGUGAGCAUAUAAACGAAAGUAUGUGUGCUAUACAGAAUUUGAACAUAUCGAGAGGAAGACAAACUAUGGAAGAAGCAAAAAAAUCCCAUAAAUCUUCAAAUGAUUUAAGAGAUCCUAACAUUUAUUUAUGA
This is a messenger RNA of Diversispora eburnea, 255 nucleotides long. Lineage: Eukaryota; Fungi; Glomeromycota; Glomeromycetes; Diversisporales; Diversisporaceae. The record is from the annotation of a GenBank genome assembly.